AUGGCAGUUCACAACGAAUCUCAACUUAAUUCAACGCCUUAUUUUGAUCCUGAAAAGCACCCGAAAGACACUCUAAAGGCUUUCACGGAAUUUGUCAUAUGCUUUGAACUACGUUAUGAUGCCCAAUAUCCGGAUCCACCAAAAGUUUCCCUGGAUGCUGCAUUAGAACGAUGGAAGAUACAAAACACUACCGCAGAAAAUAGAGAUCCCAAACCUACUAUUCUCCAACAUGACACAGUUAGAAAUGCAUGGCGUGUGGCUAAGCUUCUUGGUAUGUUUACUUCCAGCAGAUUCUACGCUGAUUGGCUGACAGCUGAACCUGACGAACAGAUCCGUAAAGAUAUCGGUUGGGACGACUUUCUAACCAAAAUGCGGCGAUUUUAUAAAGGAUCUGAUAAUGAGACUGUCCAAAAUUUCCAUUUUAGAGAUAUUUCACAAGAACCUGAUGAAACAUUCCCAGGUUUUUGCAACAAAGUUAAAAGAGAAGCUAAACAUUGUGCUUUUAAAUAUGACAGUCCUACAUGUACAGCGGAGUCUACAGCCAUCAGAGAUCAGAUAAUUAUUGGAACAUCCAACAACAAUAUCAGAGAAGAAGCUCUUCUUAGAGAUUGGAAUCUCACAGAUUUAUACCAAAAAGGGAUGGCAAUGGAGAGUGCUGCUAGAGGUGGUACCGAAAUUGCAG
This is a messenger RNA of Lottia gigantea (owl limpet), 682 nucleotides long. RefSeq lists its product as hypothetical. The record is from RefSeq and is a predicted model, not a curated record. Lineage: Eukaryota; Metazoa; Mollusca; Gastropoda; Lottiidae. The transcript has a single exon. The annotation marks the transcript as partial.